GCGAAGCACCUGAUAAUCAAAGAUGGCGGCGGCAUUUGGGAUGUAGUUGUUUUUAUGAACUUCUGUACUUUGUUCUUUGGUGAAAAUACACGCCCUGUCUCCCCCCCCCCCCUAAGUCCACUUGGAGCUGAGCAGUGGUUGUUGUUUCGGACAGUUGUUGUCACAGCGCUUCGUUGUGCUUCUUCACGUAAAUUCCUCUGGCAUCCGUUAAUAGUGAGCCGCAACUGUCAAGAGGACGACGAGCCUCACUUCCGGCUCAGACAUGAAGGAGGCUCUGUCCCUGGUUCAGAGAGUGAGCGCACACCCGGACUCCCGCUGCUGGUUCGUCAGCUGGAACCCGUCCGGGUCGCUGGUGGCUUCGUGCGGGGGCGACAAGGCCAUCCGGAUAUGGGGACGAGAAGGGGACUCUUGGAUUUGUAAGAGUGUGCUUCAGGACGGACACCAGCGCACUGUGAGGAAGGUGGCAUGGUCUCCCUGUGGAAAUUACCUGGCCUCUGCCAGCUUUGAUGCAACCACUUGCAUCUGGAAAAAGAAGGACGACGACUUUGAGAGUUUGACUGUGUUGGAAGGACAUGAAAAUGAGGUGAAAUGUGUGGCGUGGGCGCCCUCGGGGAACCUGCUGGCGACGUGUAGCCGAGACAAGAGUGUCUGGGUCUGGGAAGUGGAUGAAGAAGACGAGUAUGAGUGUGUUACUGUCGUGAACUCUCACACGCAAGACGUCAAGCAUGUGGUGUGGCACCCCACCCAGGAGCUCCUGGCGUCAGCCAGCUACGACAACAACAUUUGCAUAUACAGGGAGGAGGAUGACGACUGGGAGUGCCGGGCCACUUUGCAAGGACACACGUCCACAGUGUGGAGUUUGUCUUUCGAUGCAACUGGACAGAGACUGGCCUCCGGCAGUGAUGACCGCACCGUGAAGAUUUGGAAGGAGUAUCCAAAUGAGGCUGGACAGGACUUGUCGUGGAAGUGUGUUUGCACUCUGUCUGGGUACCAUGGACGAACAGUAUACGAUGUCGCCUGGUGUCCACUGACUGGUAUCCUGGCAACUGCCAGCGGUGACGACGCAGUGCGAGUUUUCAAGGAGGAUGAGUCCACUGGUCCAGACCAGCCGGUGUUCUCGCUGGCUGCUCAGGUGACCAAGGCUCACAGUCAGGAUGUCAACUGUGUCGCCUGGAACCCAAAGGAGGCAGGGCUGUUGGCCACCUGCAGCGAUGACGGAGACUUCGCCAUCUGGAGGUUCCACGAAGACUGAUGUGACUGAGCAAAACAAAGUUACAGUGGGGACGUUGUUGUCCUGAAGUCACCUCGUUAUUGUUUGUUCAACUUUUACAGCUCAUUAUCGUUAGCUCAAGAAUAACCAUGUCACUUAUCACCUCUGUCUGUUUUUCUGAACUGUUUUAAUGCUUAGUGAGUCUACACAUUUCUUUAUAACAGCCAAAUUGAGAAUUUAUUCAUUUAUGUUUAUCUAAAUAAAUAUAAAACAUUAUAAAAAGCA
Molecule: messenger RNA, 1495 nt
Organism: Scophthalmus maximus (turbot)
Lineage: Eukaryota; Metazoa; Chordata; Actinopteri; Pleuronectiformes; Scophthalmidae
Gene: ciao1
Product: cytosolic iron-sulfur assembly component 1
Exons: 7
Coding region: 263-1252 (329 amino acids)
Biological process (GO): iron-sulfur cluster assembly
Cellular component (GO): cytosolic [4Fe-4S] assembly targeting complex
Molecular function (GO): protein binding
Source: RefSeq, a predicted model, not a curated record